AUCCACCACUUAUUACCAAAUACAUUUUUUUAUUUUGUGUUCAUCACCUUUGUUUGAUUUUCUAGCAAUUCAAACUUUUUAAGGAUCGAUAGCGCCGAUGCACUUUGGUUAGAAAAAAAAUUAGAUUUCAAGUUAACCUUUAAAUUUUGCCAUAUAAAUAAAUAUGACCAUGAAGUGAUAUUUUUAGUGCUGCCUUAUACAAGUUUACGUACGUAUUUCCACCAAAAUUGGCUGUGAUUUUUUCCAAAUUGUACGAAAUUAACAAAUACGCAAUGGCCAAGGAUGAGGAAGAUGAUAAGUUGCCAGAUAAACAUGCAGCCAAAGAAUUCUACGCUAAAUAUGAGCCAAAAGAAAUAUUAGGAAGGGGUAUCAGUUCCACUGUUCGAAGAUGCAUCGACAAAGAAACCGGAAAGGAAUACGCUGCCAAAAUUAUAGAUUUAAGCACAGAUAAUUCAGACGGAAUGUCCCUAGAUGCGACAAGACAAGAAAUAGCAAUUUUACGAUUAGUUGCAGGGCACUCCUACAUAAUUGAACUGCAGGAUGUAUUUGAAUCACCUACCUUCAUAUUCUUAGUGUUCGAAUUGUGCAAGAAUGGAGAAUUGUUCGACUAUCUGACGUCAGUUGUGGCCCUCUCUGAAAAAAAAACAAGGUAUAUAAUGAAACAGAUUUUCGAGGGAGUGAGCCACAUACAUUCGAAGAGUGUUGUACACAGGGAUCUCAAACCAGAAAAUAUUCUUUUAGAUGAUAAUUUGAAUGUUAAAAUUACUGACUUUGGUUUUGCUAAACAAAUUUUGGCUGGAGAGGAACUUCAUGAUUUAUGUGGAACUCCCGGAUAUUUAGCCCCAGAAACGCUCAAAUGUAAUAUGAUUGAAGAUGCCCCUGGAUACUCCUAUGAAGUAGACGCAUGGGCUUGUGGUGUUAUCAUGUAUACUCUAUUAGUUGGUUGCCCGCCCUUCUGGCACAGAAAGCAAAUGGUAAUGUUGAGGAACAUAAUGGAAGCGAAAUUUUCAUUUUCUUCACCAGAAUGGAACGAUAUAUCAGAUGCACCCAAAGAUUUGAUUUGUAAAUUGCUGGUAGUAGAUCCCAAGAAAAGGUUAUCAGUGGACGAAGCAUUGAAGCACCCCUUCUUCCAUACCGUGUUGUUUGAUCAAGAUAUAUCCACAUUGAAAUUGUCCCUUCGUAGAGACAGUAGAAGAUACAGUUUGAUUUCACAAAUAGCUGCGAAUAUUCACCAUAGAGUAUUUGACCCUAGACAGAAAUUCAAGUGGGCCAUCAAGGUAGUACAAGCAGUGGUACGAAUACAAAGGCUUAAAUAUACACCAGAACCUCUAAGUGUAGAAACGGCAAAAAUCGAUCCAUAUACCAUGAGACUUUUGAGAAAGGUGGUUGAUGGAUGUGCCUUUAGAGUUUAUGGUCACUGGGUUAAGAAAGGCGAAGGUCAAAAUAGAGCUGCUCUCUUCGAGAAUUAUCCCAAAACAGAUCUUAAGCAAAUUUAUGUGAAUAAUUUGAACAAUUGCACAUAACGAUGAUUGUGUUCUACUAGGCAAUUGAACUGUAAAACUUAGUUAAAAUGUGAUUAUCCUUACUGAAUAAAUAUUAAUUUAAUGAA
This is a messenger RNA of Coccinella septempunctata (seven-spotted ladybird), 1609 nucleotides long. RefSeq names its product phosphorylase b kinase gamma catalytic chain, skeletal muscle/heart isoform (gene PhKgamma). Gene Ontology annotation, cellular component: phosphorylase kinase complex. Bases 273 to 1523 code for a protein of 416 amino acids. Gene Ontology annotation, biological process: glycogen biosynthetic process; protein phosphorylation. NCBI's taxonomy places the organism in Eukaryota, Metazoa, Arthropoda, Insecta, Coleoptera, Coccinellidae. The transcript is spliced from 10 exons. Gene Ontology annotation, molecular function: calmodulin binding; ATP binding; phosphorylase kinase activity. The record is from RefSeq and is a predicted model, not a curated record.